CACUUGUUUACUUCCAUUGCGCGUAUCACUGACUCCAUCAGGUUCCUCUCUGGAUGACUCAACUUCUGACCUGCACCAGUGCUUGAAGUUGAAUACGGGGAUCUUCCGCUCGGCUAAUGACUCGCUUAUCAAGGGUGUAUAUGAGCUUGUGCGCAUCUUGUAUGUCCAACAAAACAUGACCGCCUCUUCCUCGAGUGGAAAUAGCGCACCCAACGAUUCUUCAAGUACUCCGGACAGUGCUCAUCGCCCUACAACUUCAAUCUCGUCUUUCGCCCCAGUUCAUGUCCUCCCUCCGGAGCUUCUCGCCGAUAUCUUCGACCUCACUGUACCGCCUUCUUGGUACCCCCACUACGCCGGACGCGUCGUCCUCUCUUUCACGCAGGUGUGCUCCAACUGGCGCGCUGUAGCCCACUCAUGCAUGUCCCACCUCUGGGCUGACAUCAGCGUGCACAUCGAGCAUUCGCCGAAGGAGUGGGGACAAGUCGUGGCAGCGUAUCUUGAGCGCUCGUCCGCGAGCUCGCGGCACUUGUCGAUCACGCUGGACUUCACCAUCGACUGCAACCCGUUCGCUGAGUCCGAUGUCUGGCCGAAUAUUGAAUGGGAUUCCGAGGCAUGGGCGCUGCUCUGUGCUCAGUCGCUCCGUUGGGCAAAGGUCAAGCUGGACGCGAUCCCGCGCGAGGCGUAUUCAGGGCAGCGUUUGUCCUGCCCCAUUCUAACACAACUGUUCCUUGGGCUACUGGAAGAAGACCCCAUCGGCCCAAUUGCGCCAGAAUCCGUAGCGGACGUCCCCACCGCCUUCUUCGCCGACGCGCCUGCUCUUGAGGCCCUCACCGUAUCCCUCGAGCACAAGCCCACCUCCUUCGACAUUCCCAAACCGUGGAACCUCGCCCGCCUCUCCAUCCUCGACCGCCUCACCACGCCCUCGGGCACCUUUGGCGCCUGCGCGUCCGCCGUGCGCGCGUCCUCGCGCACCCUCACCCACCUCGCCAUCGACGUCAUGAGCUUCGGCGAAUGGAUCGGGCCGCCCGCGACCCUCCCCGCCCUCCAGACGCUCUACCUCGCGCGCGGCGCCAUCGCGGUCGCCCCGCGCCACCUCGUUGCGCCCGCCGUGCACACGCUCACCCUGUGCGCGGGCUGGGGGUGCAUACACCCCCAGGAGCAGGCCGCGCUGGAGUUGCUGGUCCGCCGCUCAGAUGGCAUGCAGAACCUUCGUACCAUGUACCUCCGCGGAAUGGCCGCGAACGGGCUGAGCAUCCAUCCCUGCCUCGCGCUGUUCCCCACCGUCACCUCCCUCGCGCUGGACUUCCACACGCAGACCGCGCAAAACGAGCACAUCCGUAUUGUUGGCAGGUUUAUGUACCGCGAGAGGGACCCUAGGGACCCGAAGCGAUUUGGGCAGCAGUUCAAGACAAUGCCAGAGCUGAGGUCGUUGUCGAUCGUGUUUGGGGAGCAGUGGAGAAGGAAUAUGUUGAUUGGGCGGCUCGUGCGGAAUAUGUUGGAGAAAAGGGCGGUGGAUCCAGAGGGGUCGAGGACGUUGAAGACGUUCGACAGCGAUAUGGUACCGGAUGGCGAGCAUGUGUUGGGGGAAUGGCCGGUACCGAGGCUCUUCGAAGAACCAAGAGGGAUGGAAUUUCCUGUGCCGUAGAUGUAGUGAUGAUAUUAGAGACGAGAACAUACCCUGAACAUCAUG
Messenger RNA from Schizophyllum commune H4-8, 1690 nucleotides. RefSeq lists its product as uncharacterized. The record is from RefSeq and is a predicted model, not a curated record. Lineage: Eukaryota; Fungi; Basidiomycota; Agaricomycetes; Agaricales; Schizophyllaceae. The transcript has a single exon. Bases 176 to 1645 code for a protein of 489 amino acids.